This is a messenger RNA of Oryza brachyantha (malo sina), 1714 nucleotides long. RefSeq names its product probable purine permease 11. The coding region runs from base 382 to 1518 and encodes 378 amino acids. The transcript has 2 exons. Gene Ontology annotation, cellular component: membrane. NCBI's taxonomy places the organism in Eukaryota, Viridiplantae, Streptophyta, Magnoliopsida, Poales, Poaceae. The record is from RefSeq and is a predicted model, not a curated record. Gene Ontology annotation, molecular function: purine nucleoside transmembrane transporter activity.
AACGAGCCGCCGCCGCCGCCGCCGUUUCUUGGUGCGUUGUUCUCCGUGCUCCUCUUGCCGUGGCCGUUCUUGGCCUCGCGCCGGCGGCGGCUGGCUGCGUCUGCACGGCGCCGCAACCUCGCCGGAGUUCGGGCCGCCGCCGCCGUGAGCACACGCUGUCCGGUCAAAGGCCGCGCCUUUGGCCCUCCUUUUUUUUUUUCCCUUUCUUCUCCACUCCCUUUUACUAUUAUUCCCCACUCCAAUUAUUCCUCCCCGUGCGGCGGCGCCGUCUUCUCAUCGUCUCCGCCUCUCCUCUCCUUUCCUCCCCGCCCAUCGUGUCAUCCAUCCAUCCAUCCAUCCAUACCGGGGCUCGGAUCGCGCGCGCGGAGCAGCAGCGCCGGCAUGGCCAGCGGCGGCGGCGGCGACGGCCGGGAAGAAGAGGUCCAGAUACAGAUCGCAGGUUCAUCCAAAGCUGCAACUUCCUCAACUCAUGAAGUACCUACACAGAACUCUCCUGUCAAGAGUUGGCAAUGGUGGGUGAUGGUGGGAGUUAACAUGUUCUUUCUCAUUGCCGGUCAGACAGCAUCUACACUUCUUGGGAGGUUCUAUUACAAUCAAGGUGGCAAUAGCAAGUGGAUGUCCACGUUCGUCCAAACUGCUGGCUUUCCGGUUUUGUUCAUUGCCCUAUAUCUUUUUCGUUCUUCUACACAAACAACCACUACAAAUCCUGCCCCUAAAACUUCUAUCACCAAAAUUACUUUGAUAUAUGUUGCCCUGGGCCUCAUCAUUGCUGCAGACGACUUGAUGUAUUCCUAUGGCCUGCUAUAUCUGCCGGUCUCAACGUAUUCGCUCAUUUGUGCUAGUCAGCUUGCCUUCAAUGCUGUCUUCUCAUAUUUCCUCAAUGCUCAAAAGUUCACUCCUCUGAUUUUCAAUUCUGUAGUCCUCCUAACCUUCUCAGCUUCACUCCUUGGAGUUGAUGAAGAUACUCAGGGAACUACCAGUAUCUCACACGGGAAGUACAUUUUGGGUUUCAUGUUGACACUAGGGGCAUCAGCUACAUACUCCCUCAUUCUCUCCCUGAUGCAAGUCACAUUUGAGAAGGUUAUUAAGAGAGAGACCUUCUCAGUCGUUUUGAACAUGCAGAUAUAUACAGCUCUUGUGGCAACGCUGGCUUCUCUUGUUGGGUUAUUUGCAAGUGGUGAAUGGAUGACUUUACAAGGAGAGAUGCAUGCAUUCCAGUCUGGGAAGCUGUCAUAUGUAAUGACACUGGUGUGGACUGCUAUAUCUUGGCAGGUAGCAUCAGUUGGAGUGGUCGGGUUGAUCUUUGUGGUGUCAUCACUGUUUUCAAAUGUGAUAAGCACCCUAGCUCUGCCCAUCAUUCCUGUUUUUGCCGUGAUUUUCUUUCGCGACAAGAUGGAUGGGAUCAAGAUUAUAGCUAUGCUGAUGGCCAUUUGGGGGUUUAUUUCAUACGGCUACCAAUUAUUUGUUGAUGACAAGAAAGAUAGAAAGAGUUCAGUCAGUGUAGACGAAACUUCCUAAUCAUCACAAUGUUGUCCAGCUCCAGCGUGCCACUCUUACCAAUUUAAGUUGUUGGCUCUGAGCAAGGUACUGUAAUUAUUAGCAAGUUCAUCAAAGAAAUUUCAUUUUUGCACCAUUUGGUAAGUAUAUUGCCUUGACUACUCCGAUGUAAGGAUGUGUCAUGCAAGAGAAUAAAAAAAAUUAUAACAUUCCCAAA